This is a messenger RNA of Chlorocebus sabaeus (green monkey), 1288 nucleotides long. RefSeq names its product aurora kinase A interacting protein 1 (gene AURKAIP1). Lineage: Eukaryota; Metazoa; Chordata; Mammalia; Primates; Cercopithecidae. Gene Ontology annotation, cellular component: mitochondrion. The record is from RefSeq and is a predicted model, not a curated record.
CCCGUUGGGAAUCCGGCCCCCGGGUGGUCCGGAAACGAUUCUGGACCCGUGGCCAUGUCCAGGGCCCGGAACCCCCUGGGAUUGUGGGAAAUGUAGUUUUUUGCCUCAGUAAGGGACCAGUUGGAGCUGAGGAACCGCGAGAGGACUGGGACCGUGACUCCUCUAACCGGAAACCGUCGCCUUUCGGGCCCGGCGGGGCCUGAGCCAAUGCAGAAUCGGGGGCCGCGAGGACGCCAGGGGGCGCUGCGCGUAGGAACCGCCGGGUGGCCGCUGCCGAUGGGGGCCGACUCGGGGACGGACCGGAAGUGCCUGAGGGCGGCCGCGGAACAGUCAAUUUGAGCCGCGGUCGGGCCUGGGAAGGGUCAGCGGCCGACCUGAGGGCCUAGGACGCUGCGGCGGGCGGACCCGGGGUCCCGCCCAGAGGGUCCCGGCGCCAGGCAGCGCGAUCCGCGCGGGGGUGAAGCCGGGGAGGGUGCCGGCCUCCACGUUCUGGGACUUUUCUGUGCGUCCGAGCGCGACACCGCCGCCGUCGGGGGCUUGGGAGCCUCCGGGCGCGAGCUGUGUUGGAAGCAAAGUCCUCCUUCUCCCCUGGGACCCGGGGCCGCCACCCACAGACCAUGCUCCUGGGGCGCCUGACCUCCCAGCUGCUGAGGGCCGUUCCCUGGGCAGGCGGCCGCCCGCCUUGGCCCGUCUCUGGAGUGCUGGGCAGCCGGGCCUGCGGGCCCCUUUACAGCACACCGCCGGCCGGCCCAGGUAGGGCGGCCUCCUUCCCUCGCAAGGGGGCCCAGCUGGAGCUGGAGGAGAUGCUGGUCCCCAGGAAGAUGUGCGUCAGCCCCCUGGAGAGCUGGCUCACGGCCCGCUGCUUCCUGCCCAGACUAGAUAGCGGGACCGCAGGCCCCGUGGCUCCUCCCCAGUCCUACCAGUGUCCGCCCAGCCCGAUAGGGGAAGGGGCCGAGCAGGGGGAUGAAGGCGUCGGGGAUGCGCCUCAAAUUCAGUGCAAAAACGUGCUGAAGAUCCGCCGGCGGAAGAUGAACCGCCACAAGUACCGGAAGCUGGUGAAGAGGACGCGGUUCCUGCGGAGGAAGAUCCGGGAAGGACGCCUGAAACGCAAGCAGAUCAAGUUCGAGAAAGACCUGCGGCGCAUCUGGCUGAAGGCGGGGCUGAAGGAAGCCCCCGAAGGCUGGCAGACCCCCAACAUCUACCUGCGGGGCAAAUGAGUCUGGCGCCGCCCUUCCCGCCCGUUGCUGCUGCGAUCUCUAGUAAUAAAUGCUCAGAGGAGUCAACCAUU